GUUGUUGCUUUAUGUCUCGCUUUAAUCGUACUUAUUGUAGUGAGUCUUGUCGUUCUAUUUGUCUGUCGCUACCUCACCACAGGAGUUGACCUAGCCAUGAAUAUAUUGUCACUCGCAACAAGAAAUAAUCCCUAUAUGUUAUUACCGCAGACAGAGACUUACUUGGAUGCUUCUGAUCGCGCGAGACUACUCCGCAACUACUAA
Molecule: messenger RNA, 204 nt
Organism: Dothidotthia symphoricarpi CBS 119687
Lineage: Eukaryota; Fungi; Ascomycota; Dothideomycetes; Pleosporales; Dothidotthiaceae
Exons: 1
Source: RefSeq, a predicted model, not a curated record